AUGGGAGAAGGGUCACCACCAGAGCAGCAUAAUAUGCCACCAAACUACGCAGACGAUGCAUGGAUGAUAAUGGUGACUACAAACCAUGCACCGUCAGCCAAACACCAUAACGUCUUCUACGACUCAAUCAUUCGUGGAAAAGAGCGAACUUAUGUCGCAGGAGGUGGCGAGUUCUAUGGAGGAGGUGGCGCUGAUGGCUGCCAAUGUGCUGCAAAAGCAGCAUCAUGCCCUUCAGGACCACCUGGACCUCCUGGAUAUGCGGGAAUACCUGGAGAGGACGGUAGCCCUGGACUACCUGGACAACCGGGUAUCCCUGGUGAGGCCGCUCCUCAAGCCCAUGAGGCAGGAUGCAUCCAAUGCCCAGCUGGGCCUCCUGGUCCACAAGGACCGGAUGGAGCGCCUGGUCCAGCGGGAGUUCCAGGACUUCCCGGAGAAGAUGGGCUGGAAAACUCAGGCGGUUUCGCCGGGCCUCCUGGGCCUCCAGGACUGCCUGGUCGCAGCGGGAACCCCGGCAUACCAGGACAAGAUGGAUCACCUGGAGCACCAGGGACUCGAACAAUUAACCAUCCAGGGCCAGAAGGCCCCCCGGGGCCACAGGGAGCUCCUGGUUUUGAUGGUCAGGAUGGCAUCAGUAAUGGAAAUGGUUCACCAGGACCAGCAGGACCACCUGGUCGACCUGGCAAUGCUGGAGUUCCAGGAAGGCCAGGAGCUCCUGGUCAACCCGGUUAUGGUGGAAGACCAGGAUCGGACGCCUCUUAUUGCCCAUGCCCAGCAAGGAAAGCUGCUCGAUUCUGGACAGAGGACGAUGAACCUGAAAGUGUUGCCAGAAGACGUCGCGUCAGAGUGCGGAAAAUCAAGAAAUCAAAGCGUAAUCUGCCUAACAAACCGCUACAGUGA
Cooperia oncophora is the source of this 897-nucleotide messenger RNA. The record is from the annotation of a GenBank genome assembly. Lineage: Eukaryota; Metazoa; Nematoda; Chromadorea; Rhabditida; Trichostrongylidae.